Daldinia childiae is the source of this 2790-nucleotide messenger RNA. RefSeq lists its product as uncharacterized. Lineage: Eukaryota; Fungi; Ascomycota; Sordariomycetes; Xylariales; Hypoxylaceae. Bases 1 to 2790 code for a protein of 929 amino acids. The transcript is spliced from 2 exons. The record is from RefSeq and is a predicted model, not a curated record.
AUGGCUUCUCACUUUCAAAUUCAGAAGCCAUAUGUGCUAGCUACGUUGCCUCGGCCCUUCGAUCCAACAACAGGCCGCUAUGUUGUUAGUGAGGUUUAUGGAUGCGCACCCGGUUCAAAGAAGAGGAAGCGCCAUGAGCUUGCAGUAGGAAUUGAUGGAGAAGCUAUCAAUAUUUAUAAUGUUUCAUCUGCCAGACUUGUCACUUCGUAUCCGGUCCCUCCCCAGUCCCUCUUCUCGUGUCCUAUAGCUUCCAUUCGGCGCAAAAUAGAAGAAACACAAGAGACUUCAAGAUAUACGUUCGCAGCUACUAAAGAGUCGCAUCAACACAAGAUAAUCCAAUUCAAGGACCACGUGGAUUUAUCUGAUAAUACGCACUCCACUACUAGAUCGACAUCGCUUGAUCCAGGCCAACCAGUUAUAUGUGUUGCUCCUAUUUUCGCGCCGGCUGCGCAAGGGCUAGCUGGCCAUCAAACAUCAGAUGAUGGGCUUCUUGUUGUGCGCACAGACGGGAAAGUGACUUAUCUUGACGCCGAGACAUUACAGAAGAAAUGGGACUCGUCGCCCGCAUCGUUGUAUCAAGAGCUUCCGGGAGCUUCGAAAGCAGAUUUCAGAAUUGACUUUUGCUUUCCCGCGCCGCUAUCAGAUCUUAUUCACGGUAUAUUCAAGGGCGAUGGUGGCGCCUUGAGCGUCUUCCCUGACAUCAAGCAAAACGUAAGCGCAGAUGCCGAAGUCUUGGUUCUCAUCUCGAGUUAUGGCUCAAGCAGACAACAAAGUCGUCAUCUUCAUAUCGUAGCCGUUCUACCACCGUCCCAAAGCUCGACCGGUGUCCAGCGCCAGGGUAUUGUCCAGCUUCAUGCUAUUCCGAUACCAUCUUUCGUAAAAGAGGAAGCCAGUGCAGCCUCGUACCGUCUCGAUCUUCGAUCUGGAAGCCUACUUGAGUUGCGCGGCUCUACGUUCAGCAUGUAUGACCUAACGACCAGCCUUCCGAAAGUCACAUCUACAAUGGAACUCAUAGGGACAACAUCUUUCCUACGCCUCAGUAAAACCUCGCUGCUUUGCACUACGCCUACUCAUCUUAGUAUCUAUAAUCCGGUCUAUCGGUCUCUCCAAAAUUCUGUUCCUGUCGAUCUUGACACCGGUACAGACCUGGCGACCUGUUUUCUUGCUGCUUACUUCUCCCGUUUGGAACUCGCAGUUGCUAUUGUCGAUACCAAUUUAGUCGCCAUCCAACUAGAAGCCCCAAUCCUGCGAACCAGAAAACGCCGUGCCGAGGGUCUUUUGAUUGAUUCGAUCGGACGCGGCGUACAGCUCACUAAACGGCCUUCAGUUCGCGAUACCUACGGAGAAACAGAAACGUCUGUAUUCUCCAACUAUUUGCCGGGUUCUAUCAGAGGUGAGUAUUGGGAAUCAUGGAAGAUAGACGAGGCCAAAGCCGACGCUCUUCUUCACGCAAAUGACAUCCGUGGCCUCGAAAAGCUAUUAGCUCAAAAGUUUGGCAUCCAAGUCCAGAGUGAAACCCGCGCACCGAGUAGCAUGAACGAGGAGGAGCCAACUUCGUCCAAAACUAAUACGACCUCUUGGACAUGGCCGAAAACGAGGGCGGGGUACCCUCCUGCAGAUAGGAGAUGGAUUUUAUAUGCUAUCAGUCGAGCUUUUCAGUGGAACGACGCCUUUCCGGAUGACCCAACAAUCCCUCGGCUUAUUUGUCAGUUGCCGCAGAGCGAUAUUGUCAACUAUCUCGUAGACGCUGGUCAUCUGACCCUAUCUAAUGUGAAAUCUGCGCUCCGCAGGCAACUUAGAGAUGAUGAAAAGGCGGAUUCAUUCCUAGCCGAGCAAAUCGUCCUUCGGCUUGCUGAUGUCGACCCUUCUUUAGAUCUCCUCGUCGCUUAUAUAUCGGCUACUAACCUUGGUGCGGUGGAAUUGCUCCUUGCUGUACGAACAAUUAUGAGGAGUCUGGAGCUGGUCCAAGAUCCGAAGAAACCGCCCCCGAAAUUACUCACUAAUGGUUCAACCGACGAAGCGGAAGUGAACGGAGAAGACGAGGCCGAGGCAGACUGUCAAAAUAUUGGUAUGGAACUGGACGAUCUUGAGGAUGAGAUUCAGAAGACAGUGACGUAUCUUAAUGAAGAUGCGGGCGUUCGCGGCAACGGAUUAAGCGCAGCCUUUGCGAAGCUUGGUAAUUGCCCAGGCAUUUCUAUGAUCAAAUCUUUACGAGCCACAUUCAAACCGGAAGAGAUUUUGUCUCUCAUCUACCUCCUUCGGGUCGAAUUAGUUAGGGGUGCGUGGACGUCUCGCUACCUUGAUACGACCGAAUUUGAAAGAGAUUCGACCCUUGACGCACCACCUGACGGUAUUGUUAAGCUCCUUGCAGAUCUUCUUGGACGCUGCGUGGACUCUAUAGGUCCCGGCGGUUGGCUUUUAAACGAUGCAGUACUUGCAGGUGAUGAGACAGGAGAUUUCAUCGCUUCGCUUAAGCUUGAAGUUAGCGCGGCCUUGGAAGGGUUAGAAGAUGUAGUCUACCUCCGUGGCAUUGUUGGUGAGGCGGUGAAGUAUUGCGAAGCGUCAAAGAAGCCCGAGGUGGGGGAUGCGGUGGACAAGACGAAGCCCAUCCUUUUGCACAUAAAAGACCCUACUACUCAGGCGUUGCCUCUGGGCCUCAAAACAAAGGAUCGAAUUUCAAGUCAAAAGGUUGUGUCAGGCGGUGAGAUCAUAGAGAGAUCUCAGAGAGAAGCUGGUCACCUUAGGAGCCAGCAGGUCGGUCACUAUUCGCUAGAGAGGAUCGCUAUAUGA